CACAAUAUCUAAACCAAUAUUGAGAGAGAAAUAAUGUCAAAUACAAUUCAACAUUUCAGUCACCGCCAUCUUUUGAAACAACUUGAUGUUAUGCAAUAUGUGUACGAAGAUUUAAAAAUCAACUGCGAACUAUGUCAACUUGUAAUUGACCAUAGCCAAAUAUGCUACAGGUGCAUCCAAUGGUGUAGAUAUUUCCUUCACAAAAAAUGUGCUGAGCUGCCCCAAUACGUUGAUCAUGCGUUGCAUCCUGACCAUAGUCCUCUAAUGCUUCAACGAACAUCAUCAUCACAUGACACUGUUACCUGCUAUUACUGUGAGAAUUCCUUCCAAACCCAAGAAACUCUGGCUUACAUAUGCAAUCACUGCUCUCUCCACAUGCAUAUCACGUGCGCUCUCAUUCCCAUACCCACCUUAAUCGGCAGCAACGACAACAAUGCUCAAUAUUUCUGCCAUCAACAUCCGAUGCCAUUGGUUAAGCAUGAUGAUUCAAAAGCCCAAGCUAAAUGUUUCGCGUGUCAAUCACACUGGACAGGUUCAGCCUAUUCUUGCCUCUCUUGUCAUAAUUUUCUUCACCAUUCUUGCACAAAUUCUCAAUUGAAAAUUGAUCAACAUCCUUUUCAUUCACAUCAUCCUCUCACACUUCAGUUUAGUAAGCCUCGAUCUUGCAAUUUAUGUUGUAAGAAAGAUUGUAGGCUGAUUUUCAGAUGUCACAAUGAGUGUGACUUUAAUUUGUGCACGGAGUGUGUUGUUCCUAAGACAGCAGUGAGAUGUCAAAGUCAUGAUCACUUACUUUAUUUUGUGGAGAAAUCGUUCUAUGAAGGUAGUUGUCAUGCUUGCAAAAAAUCGUAUACACAUUGGACUGAUCAUCCUAUUCCCGACGAAGUGAAUCGUACCAAAUCCUUCUUGUUUCGUUGCAUAGAAUGUGAUUUUAACUUCCAUUUUUUAUGCGGUCCAUUACCAUUCACCGUUAGCUUUAAAUACCACAUACAUCCUUUGAUUCUUGUCGAGGAUUACCCAGCCGAAGAUGAUGAUUGCGGUGAUGAAUAUUAUUGCGACAUAUGUGAAGAAGAAAGAAAUCCAUACUUCCGCAUAUAUUAUUGUAAAGAAUGCAAGUACGCUGCACAUAUUCAUUGCCUACUGUUGGAGAUUAUGAAGGUCAUAAAUGGGAAUAUGAAGGGUGUGAAGGUGAUGGCCUUGGGAGAGAGCAGGUGGUCUCAAUUUAUCUCGGAGGAAGAGAUAUUGUUGGGGGGAAUUAAUGAAGGAACCCUUAACGAUCUAAUUCACAGCCUAACAGACGAAGACAACAACAUGUUAAAUCAUCGCCUUUCUUUUGACAUUGAUCUGGAUGAGAAGUAUAGUUUGGAAGAAUAUUACAAAUUUCUUCAUAGAGAGAAUUCUCCCUUGUUUGACCACGAUUUGCUUUCUAUUGAAGAUAUUUAUAAAAUCCAUCGCGUUUCUCGUUUUGAUGAAGCAGAGUUCGAAAACUUUUGGAGGGAGCUUAUAUUUAAUAAUGCUUUAAACAACUUGAAAUUUGAUGACAAGUACUUGAGACAAAAGGUUGUAGAUGUUGAAGGUUAUAAGGUACCAAUUACGCUGGUGCCCAUCUUAAAAACUCUGCUUCACAAGUAUGAAGAAUCAGAUCUAUUUGGUAGCAGAGUCUUAAGCUCGACACCUGCAAGGAAGAGCGUGUUUGCCACAUUGUUUUGUAUAGUGUGUGAUGGAAUGUGCAAAACUAAGAUUGAGGACGUCACUAAGGAUGAUAUUAAAGAUUGGUAUUUCUAUCUAAGCACCAUUAAAGGAGUUACAUCCUUUGAUCUUGAUGCUGACCUUCAGAAGUUUAGAAAGAGAAUCAUGCGGCCUUUUCUCUGUUUUGAAGCAAUCAGAUAUGAAAAAGACAUCAGUCAAAAGUUGGAGUCCAGGAUCGAAGAAUUAGAAGCUGAGUUGGACAAAUGCAAAAAGAAGCACCAGUGGUUCAAAGAACAGAUGGCUGAGAGCUUGGAUGAAAUUAAAGGCUCUUUGACUCGUGCUUUGGGAUCCAAGGGCAAGAAGGUGGAUGAAAUAAUUAGUUUCGAUGAACUUUUAGACUAG
Humulus lupulus (European hop) is the source of this 2088-nucleotide messenger RNA. RefSeq lists its product as uncharacterized. The transcript is spliced from 2 exons. Bases 34 to 2088 code for a protein of 684 amino acids. NCBI's taxonomy places the organism in Eukaryota, Viridiplantae, Streptophyta, Magnoliopsida, Rosales, Cannabaceae. The record is from RefSeq and is a predicted model, not a curated record.